Molecule: messenger RNA, 471 nt
Organism: Phytophthora nicotianae INRA-310
Lineage: Eukaryota; Oomycota; Peronosporomycetes; Peronosporales; Peronosporaceae
Exons: 1
Coding region: 1-471 (156 amino acids)
Source: RefSeq, a predicted model, not a curated record
AUGGUGUCUGCGCGAGCAGGGAUUCUAACGGUGUCGGGGGUAAAGCUGAAGUACGAUGCCCCGAGUCGAACGUGCGUGACGUUCUCGCACUGCAGUGGAUGGGGGGAAGCGAGCAAGCUGCUGUACGCUCAUGUGCCGUCUGGUCAGAGUAUUGUCUUCUUCGCGGAGGAGGACUGCGCUGGAGACCCAGUAUUCACUGGCGAUGUUGGGAAGACAUUCGGGAAUGAGAUCGUGAAAGGUGACAAAGCGAUCGCGCGGUCGUUCAUAUUGGCCAAAUACACACACUACCCUGUGAAAGGGAUCAUUAGCGAGUGUCGUGGUGAGAGUGCGUUGGUUUCGAAUGCUUCGGAAGACAACAAUAGCACGGCGUGGCUGUAUUCGUCAAGUUGGGGGAGCUCUCAGGACGGUAAUCUAUCGCUCAAUUGGUUUGGACCACUCGAGAGCGACGAGGUCUCGGUUGGAGAUAUUUGA